AUGAGAGUGUCCGGAUCUCUGAAGCAGCGUCAAGCGCCAGAGAGGACGGAUAAUAUCAAACGAAUGGAAGCGCUUGGCUGGAAGCACGUCGGAAGUCGAGAGUUCCAGGGAAGCAAAGCGCAAAGAGAGAAGAUGAGCGCGUCGCAGAAGCGUCGGGAUGAGAGGGGAAAUAUGAUCCUUGCUCUUCGCAACCGUAAUGGGGGAGACUGUACGUCUGCGUCAAUGGGCGGCCCUGAGAAAGAUGCGAAGAUGGUCGGUGGGAGAGAAGGGAAAGGGAGGAAGAAGAAGAAGGGAAGAAGAAGAGACAAACGGGUGGAGGAGGCAGAGGAGAAAGCGAGCGAGCGCGACGGUCAGGAGAUGGGAUGGGGGAGGGCCCAAAGUGGUUAG
Aspergillus niger is the source of this 387-nucleotide messenger RNA. RefSeq lists its product as uncharacterized. Bases 1 to 387 code for a protein of 128 amino acids. The record is from RefSeq and is a predicted model, not a curated record. NCBI's taxonomy places the organism in Eukaryota, Fungi, Ascomycota, Eurotiomycetes, Eurotiales, Aspergillaceae. The transcript is spliced from 4 exons.